UAUUGCAACGUUUUCUGACACAACAAAGAUGGCCACUGUUCAUGACUGAUGUGAAGAAGACGGAUACGGAAGCGAACUCGUUUUGAUUGCCCCGCCCCAGCUGAUGAGAAUCUGGGGGUCAUUGUUAUUAUUUUGUUGAAUAGCUUUUGCUAUUAUAUUUUCAAUAUUGGUGGCCUUUCUUCUGUAUCUACGUUUGCCAAAAACACCUAGGAUGAUUCCGACCGAGGAUGCGUCCGCGAGGAAGAGGGAGAUAGAGGAGAAACUAAAGCAGGAACAGGAAACCCUGUCCUUCAUCCGAGAGAAUAUGGAGAAGAGUGAUCAGCUGACUAAAGGGAUGGUGUCCAUCUUGUCAUCGUUUGAGAGUCGUCUGAUGCAGCUGGAGAACUCCAUCAUCCCAGUACACAAGCAGACAGAGAACCUACAGAGGCUUCAGGAGAAUGUGGAUAAGACCCUGUCCUGCAUGGACCAUGUCAUCAGUUAUUACCAUGUAGCCAAGGACACCGACAAGAUCAUCAGAGAGGGGCCAACGGGUAGACUAGAUGAGUACCUGGCCUGCAUUGCCAAGAUCCAGAAAGCUGUUGAGUACUUUCAGGACAACAACCCAGAUAGCCCUGAGCUCAAUACAGUGAAAGCACGAUUUGAGAAGGGUAAGGAGCUCCUGGAGGCUGAGUUCCGUGGUCUGCUGACCCGCUACAGUAAGCCUGUUCCUCCCAUAUUGAUCCUGGAUGCCAUCACUGUAGAUGAGGAGCUGGAGGUUCAGGAGGAGGUGACUCUAGAACACCUCCCUGAAGCCGUGCUACAGGAUAUCAUCUGUAUCUCUGGCUGGCUGGUGGAGUACGGACGCAAUCAGGACUUUAUGAACGUUUACUUCCAGAUCCGCUCCAAUCAGUUGGACCGCUCCAUCAAGGGUUUGAAAGACCACUUCCGGAAGAGUUCUGCCUCUUCUGGCAUCCUCUACUCACCAGCCGUUCAGACCAAACGCAAGGACACUCCCACUAAGAAGGCACCCAAGAGACCAGUCUACAUCCCAGGGACCAUUCGCAAGGCUCAGAACCUUCUCAAACAGUACUCUCAGCAUGGUCUGGAUGGGAAAAAGGGGGGCUCUAACCUCACUCCUUUGGAAGGUCACGAUCAUGACCAGCGGGUCAAACACCAGUCAGACGCCCUGACCGACAAGCAUGGGGCAGCAGCAGGGAAGGAUGAUGUCCUGGACAUAGAGAUUGACUCUUACAUCCACUGCAUCAGUGCCUUUGUGAAGCUGGCCCAGAGUGAAUACGUCCUGCUCACAGAGAUCAUCCCUGAACACCACCAGAAGAAGACCUUUGACUCCCUCAUACAGGAAGCCCUGGACAACCUGAUGCUGGAGGGUGACAACAUAGUGGCGGCAGCACGGCGGGCCAUCAUGAGACACGACUACUCUGCUGUCCUCACCAUCUUCCCCAUCCUCAGGCACCUUAAACAGACCAAGCCAGACUUUGACUCCACGCUCCAGGGCACAGCUGCCAGUACCAAGAACAAGCUGCCUACCCUCAUCACAUCCAUGGAGACUAUCGGAGCCAAAGCCCUGGAGGAGUUUGCAGACAGCAUCAAGAAUGACCCUGACAAGGAGUACAACAUGCCUAAGGAUGGAACUGUCCAUGAGCUCACCAGCAAUGCCAUCCUGUUCCUUCAGCAGCUGCUGGACUUUCAGGAGACAGCCGGAGCUAUGCUGGCCUCUCAAGUACUGGGGGACACGUACAAUAUCCCUUUAGACCCCCGAGAGACCAGUUCGUCAGCCAGCAGCUCUGAGUUCAGUAGGAGACUUCUCAGCACCUACAUAUGUAAAGUGUUGGGGAACUUGCAGCUGAAUCUUCUCAGUAAAUCCAAGGUGUACGAGGACUCUGCUCUGAGUGCCAUCUUCCUCCACAACAACUACAACUACAUCCUCAAGUCCCUGGAGAAGUCUGAGCUGAUCCAGUUAGUGACAGUGACUCAGAAGAAGGCUGAGAGUUCAUACAGAGAGCUGAUAGAACAGCAGAAACAGAUAUACCAGCGCAGCUGGUACAAGGUCACAGAGCAUAUUACGGACCGGAACAUGCCUGCCUUCCAACCAGGAACCAAGCUGAAAGACAAAGAGCGUCAGGUGAUCAAAGACAAGUUUAAGGGAUUCAACGACGGUCUGGAGGAGCUGUGUAAGAUCCAGAAGGUGUGGGCCAUCCCAGACAAGGAGCAGAGAGACGCCAUCCGCCACGCCCAGAGGAGAGUGGUAUCCGAGGCCUACAGGGCAUUCCUACAGAGAUACGCCAACAUUUCGUUCACCAAAAAUCCUGAGAAAUACCACAAGUAUCGUCCAGAGCAGGUGGAGGAGAUGAUCGAGAGGCUUUUUGAUACCUCAGCCUAAGCCACGCCCAUUGACCACACCCGCAAAGUAACCAUACCCCCAACCCUCAUAACACUCAGCUCAACCUCCUGGGUCCCCUACGACUCAGGCCUGUUCAGGAGGAUGUAACGUUCACAUAGAAAUGCAUUGUGUAGAACAGAUAUGAUUGUCUGUCAGAUAAAAUAGGGAAUUGUGUCACCUCUAUUCAUUCUAUUUAUAUCUGCAACAUUUGGAAAGUUUUACUGAAUAAACCCCAGAGCUCCUGCCUCCCCUGAGACACCCAUUGCCCUAUGGGUGUCUCAUACUUUAUGCUCUUUUUUAUAUAGUAAAGUAUUUAUAUGUAAUUUUCUUGUUCUCCAAUCAAUGAGCAUCUGAAUCUAAUAAAGCAAAGUCUGUGAUUUGCGA
Messenger RNA from Oncorhynchus mykiss (rainbow trout), 2764 nucleotides. It is a transcript of the gene exoc7, whose product is annotated as exocyst complex component 7. Gene Ontology annotation, biological process: exocytosis. The record is from RefSeq and is a predicted model, not a curated record. Lineage: Eukaryota; Metazoa; Chordata; Actinopteri; Salmoniformes; Salmonidae. Gene Ontology annotation, molecular function: phosphatidylinositol-4,5-bisphosphate binding. Gene Ontology annotation, cellular component: exocyst.